This is a messenger RNA of Sorex araneus (European shrew), 741 nucleotides long. RefSeq names its product regenerating islet-derived protein 3-gamma-like. Gene Ontology annotation, molecular function: oligosaccharide binding; signaling receptor activity; peptidoglycan binding. The coding region runs from base 1 to 741 and encodes 246 amino acids. The transcript is spliced from 8 exons. Gene Ontology annotation, biological process: positive regulation of cell population proliferation; venom-mediated disruption of cell wall in another organism; antimicrobial humoral immune response mediated by antimicrobial peptide. NCBI's taxonomy places the organism in Eukaryota, Metazoa, Chordata, Mammalia, Eulipotyphla, Soricidae. The record is from RefSeq and is a predicted model, not a curated record.
AUGGAGGGCCGACAACCCAAUGGGAGCAGCUGGGAGAAAAAUAGCCUAGGCUAUCCCGACCCAGGCUACUGUGAGAGCCUUUCAACAGUCUCAAUGUCCCACUCCCAAAUCAACUAUAAAAGCCUGGUGAUUCCUGAUAGAACUAAUUUUCACAAAUUCCAUCACUACAGUUAUACUGUUGAUUAUGUCUCCUAUCACCUUAUCCAGUCAGAUAGGAUUCUGCCUUUCAUGGCCAUUCCCAGUGUUGCUUGGAUACUGCUUUCUGGACUCAUUCUGCCAUAUCAAGUGAAAGGGGAAGACCUGCACAAGGAAGAGCUGUCUCCAAGGAUCAGUUGUCCCAGAGGCUCUGUGGCCUAUGAGUCCCUCUGCUAUGCCUUGUUUCUGUCACCAAAAUCCUGGAUAGAUGCAGUUAUGGCAUGCAGAGAGAGGUUCCAAGGACACCUUGUGUCUGUGCUCACUCCCUCCGAAUCUUACUUCGUGGCCUAUCUGAUCAGGAACACGGGGACAAAGCAUGAGAACAUCUGGAUAGGAAUCCAUGACCCCACAGAGCCCAAUGGAGGCGUCUGGAUAUGGGUCAAUGAUGAUGUGAUGAAUUACCUGGCCUGGGAGAAAAAUACCACAGGCCAUCCUCUAUGGACACUCGGCUACUGUGGGACCCUUGCAGCAACCUCAAAUUAUCAACAAUGGAGAGAUUAUGACUGUGAUCAAAAAUUACCUUAUGUCUGUAAAUUCAAGGGUUGA